Molecule: messenger RNA, 309 nt
Organism: Peromyscus eremicus (cactus mouse)
Lineage: Eukaryota; Metazoa; Chordata; Mammalia; Rodentia; Cricetidae
Product: NADH dehydrogenase [ubiquinone] 1 alpha subcomplex subunit 1-like
Exons: 1
Coding region: 26-238 (70 amino acids)
Source: RefSeq, a predicted model, not a curated record
UUGGAGCACGAGUAGCAGUGAGGAGAUGUGGUUCGAGAUUCUCCCUGGCCUUGCCAUCAUGGGCAUGUGCUUGGCCAUUCCUGGGGUGUCCACUGCGUACAUCCACAAGUUCACCAACGGGGGCAAGGAAAAAAGAGUUGCUCGACUUUGUUGCCAGUGGUAUUUGAUGGAAAGAGAUAGACCUGUCUCUGGAGUCAAUCGCUACUAUGAGUGCAGGGGCUUGGAGAAUAUUGACUAAGGAAGCACUUUCCUGGCUGAUAAAAACAACUACUCAGCUAUGGUCACCUAUUCCUGCUAGAAGGCAAAUGC